AUAUUCCGACAGUACUUGAAGGCAGCAUCAGAGCCUCCCAGUUACCGUGCGGGCGUCAGGGGGAAGAAGGAAGGAGAUGGCCGAUUAGAAGGCAACGUUUCAUUUGCUACUUCGUUGGCGAGAUUCCUUUAACACAUCUUUCAACGCAUCUUAACAGCUGAAGUGGGAAGAGGACGUUUUAAGUAUUCGCUCCUCUUCCACAAUGGCAGAACAAAACAGCAACGUCAGAUAUCAAGAGCUGGUGAAUGAGGAGGAACCGGCCCAGCCAGCCCAGGAGGGUCCUGCUCAGGACGCACCACCACCCUACAGCAGCAUCGCUGCAGCAAAUGCAGCUUUCUUUGAAUACAAGGAAGAUGGAGGAAGAUUUCCCAACCCUCCAUCCUACAGCGUUGCCACCACUUUGCCUUCCUAUGACGAAGCUGAGCGAAGCAAAGAAGAGGCAGCCAUCCCCCUGGUCACUGGAAGAGUCACGGAGGACGACUUUGUGGCCAGGGAUGACUUUGAAGACGCAGACCAGCUGCGAAUAGGAAAUGACGGCAUCUUCAUGCUCACUUUCUUCAUGGCAUUCCUCUUCAACUGGAUCGGCUUCUUCUUGUCGUUCUGUUUGACCACAUCAGCUGCCGGCCGAUAUGGGGCCAUCUCUGGCUUCGGCCUGUCCCUCAUCAAAUGGGUUCUUAUUGUCAGGUUUUCUACCUACUUCCCUGGUUACUUUGAUGGACAGUACUGGUUGUGGUGGGUGUUCCUGGCCCUGGGCUUCAUGCUGUUCGUCAGAGGCUUUGUUAACUACUCCAGAGUGCGUAAACUGGCUGAUCCCACCUAUGCUACUCUUCCCCGGACAAGGGUUCUCUUCAUCUAUUAGAGGGUGUUGGAUGUGGGAGGACUGGACGUGACCAACACAAGCAGCAACUCUGCGAAGAGUUUACAAAUUUUAAGUGGAGACACUUCACCAGAAAUCGGCCAGACGAGUUAUAGAUGAAGACAACUCUCAAUAAAAUAUUCAGGAAUUAUAUCACUUGUUUUGAAACUUUAUUAAUGGAAAAUGGUUAACAAUUAUAUUCCCUCGAUGUACUCAUUAGUGGUGAAUGUUAAGCGCUAUUUACAUCUGUCUGUAAUGUAUGAGUAAUGCCUUAUAUCAUUUGAUGGUAGCGUAUGAGCAUGCAUCUGCCCUUAAGGUCAAUAAAUAGGGAGCGUCUCGUGUUGGUGACAAUUGAAGCCAACCGGUAUUAAUUAAUACAGCACUCGGUAGACCUGCCACAGCAUGCAACACAUUUUGUAAUCUGCAGUUAUCAUGGUUUUAUUGUGACUAUUAUAGGCUGUUUUUAGAUACCACAUACACUUAUUAAAAAGAAGCUUUCAUUAGGCUGUAAAUGCUGAUGUACCACACUUUUCACUCACCUGUUGGUUUUAGCUAGUGUUGCCCUUUUUUUGUGUAGCCAGGAGGGGACAGUGUUGUCUGCUGCUUCUAAUUCAUUAAGGGCAUUGUCAUCAUAAAACAUACAGGCUUGUGAUUCAAACGCAAUGUGAGCAGAGCACAUUAAAACGACGGCUAUGUAUCAGAAGUUCUAGUUAUGCCUGUUAGAUUUGUUGCUGUACAUUAAAUCAGGUAAGGCGAUUCGCCCCGGAAAUAGAAUUUAGGUUACAAUUAUGAUUUUUAGAUGAUCCAGUUUUUAAACAUGAACAAGCCAGAAACCAGAUGGCCACAAAACCGGGAUGCAGAGUUGCGACAGCAACCAGGAUGAUUGGUAUGGCCGUAUGAGCACAUUUACUGGUUCAUGUCCUCAAAAAGCUCAAGUAGAUGUAAUCGCCCGACCGUACCAUGACUCUUCAGUGAGUCAGCGGAGUCGGCAUCUCAUUCAUUGUCAGUGCUGUCAAGCUCUGUGAUGAUAGAAGAGAGUCCUGGCUGUCUGGAUUCCAGCUGUUUAUGUAUGAUCUCACUCAGACAUUUGGAUCAAAUUAUCUAAGAGCAAAAAAA
Messenger RNA from Sander lucioperca (pikeperch), 1972 nucleotides. RefSeq names its product Nedd4 family interacting protein 1 (gene ndfip1). NCBI's taxonomy places the organism in Eukaryota, Metazoa, Chordata, Actinopteri, Perciformes, Percidae. Gene Ontology annotation, biological process: ubiquitin-dependent protein catabolic process; positive regulation of protein ubiquitination; metal ion transport. The transcript is spliced from 8 exons. Gene Ontology annotation, cellular component: perinuclear region of cytoplasm; endoplasmic reticulum; Golgi apparatus. The record is from RefSeq and is a predicted model, not a curated record. The coding region runs from base 203 to 859 and encodes 218 amino acids. Gene Ontology annotation, molecular function: WW domain binding.